This is a messenger RNA of Suillus discolor, 762 nucleotides long. RefSeq names its product GPR1/FUN34/yaaH family-domain-containing protein. The transcript has 6 exons. Gene Ontology annotation, molecular function: acetate transmembrane transporter activity. NCBI's taxonomy places the organism in Eukaryota, Fungi, Basidiomycota, Agaricomycetes, Boletales, Suillaceae. Gene Ontology annotation, cellular component: plasma membrane. The record is from RefSeq and is a predicted model, not a curated record. The coding region runs from base 64 to 717 and encodes 217 amino acids.
AAACCGUCAACAUGGACGCCCCAGCACCCCUUGCACCACAGAUGCAGCCCUUUCAGAGGACGUAUGGUAACCCUGUAUGUCUUUCAUGAUUUACUACUACUAUGUCAACUGCAUGUAAUUGGCUUUCAGGCACCUUUGGGUAUGCUGGCUUAUGGUACCGUCUUCUUGUGCUCGCCAAUAUUGACGCUCGCCUCCAAAAGCGUUGGUCAACCCAAAUUGGUCUUGGUUUUUGCUACUUUCUACGGCGGCAUCUCACAAACGCUUGUGGGCAUGUGGGAGAUGUUCCUUGGUAACACGUUCAGUGCAACAGUAUUUACUACCUACGCAGGUUUCAAUUUCUCUUUUGGUGCUCUCUACCUACCUCAAAUCGGUCUCGCGGCUGCAUACACUGUUGACGUGGUUGUUGGGCAGGAGUUCUACAACGCCAUCGGGAUCUACCUCGCCAUCUGGGACUUGAUUACGUUCCUCUUCUUCCUUGGCGCACUUCGCACAACCGCCCCCAUCGUUGUAACGCUCGGAUUCACCAUUUGCGCGCUCACGUGUCUUUCCAUAAAUACUUUCACCGGCAACCCACACUUUGCAACUGCAGGUGGUGCCCUUGGCAUCAUCGCUUCCUUCGGUGCAUACUACAGCGCCUUCUCGCUCUUCUGGACCCAACAAACAACGUUCUCCUUUAUUCGCCUCCCUCCCCUCAUCACAGCCCCUUCUAAUGUUUAAGUACUGUGCUAUUAGUCUUCAGCCGAUCGCUAUUUAUUUUCUUCG